This is a messenger RNA of Rhineura floridana, 3280 nucleotides long. RefSeq names its product solute carrier family 13 member 3 (gene SLC13A3). The record is from RefSeq and is a predicted model, not a curated record. The transcript has 13 exons. Gene Ontology annotation, cellular component: membrane. The coding region runs from base 241 to 2061 and encodes 606 amino acids. NCBI's taxonomy places the organism in Eukaryota, Metazoa, Chordata, Lepidosauria, Squamata, Rhineuridae. Gene Ontology annotation, molecular function: sodium:dicarboxylate symporter activity; succinate transmembrane transporter activity; citrate transmembrane transporter activity. Gene Ontology annotation, biological process: monoatomic anion transmembrane transport; citrate transport.
GUCGAGUGUCGGGGCAGCCAGGAGGGGGCGGUCUCUUAAAGGACGCGGCGCCUUCCUUUCCCCGCUCGCUGGAUCGCGGGAUGGAGCGAGAAGUGGGAGUCGGUCGGGCUGGCGGGCGACGAGCCCCGUGCUCCCUGCCGCCGCCCCCAGGUAAGAGCCCUGCCUCCUUCGCCCUCCCCUGGGAUAAAGCGGCGGCCCGGGCGCCGCGGCCGGUCUCUGUCAAGCCGGUCCCGUCGUGUUAUGGCAGCGCUUGGAGCCCUAGUGAAGAAAGUGUGGAGUAUCCGCCGCUAUCUCGUGCUGUUGUGCACCCCGCUGGUGCUGCUGCCCAUCCUCUUCAGCCUGCCCCCCAAGGAAGGGAAAUGCCUCUACGUAAUUCUGGUGAUGGCCUUAUACUGGUGCACUGAAGCCCUGCCAUUGUCUGUGACUGCACUACUUCCCAUAGUUCUCUUCCCCUUCCUUGGUGUUCUCCCAGCCAACAAAGUUUGCCCCCAGUAUUUUUUAGACACCAACUUCCUCUUCCUGAGUGGCUUAAUCAUGGCAGCUGCUAUCGAAGAGUGGAAUCUACAUCGUAGGAUUGCACUGAGAAUCCUUAUGUUGGUGGGAGUCCAGCCAGCCAGGCUCAUUUUAGGAAUGAUGCUGACAACGUCCUUCCUGUCCAUGUGGUUGAGUAACACAGCCUCUACUGCUAUGAUGCUACCAAUUGCAACUGCUAUUCUGAAGAGCCUCUUUGGCGAUAAGGAAACAUCUCAGGAUCUCAGGAGGGAAAAUGCAGAAAAUCAAACUUCUCUAUAUCAGAAUAACCUUCACACAGUGCCAACUGAAAUGCAGCUGCUAGCGAAUGUUGACGAAAAAGACUUGGCUGAAGAGAAAGAAGUUGCAAUCGAAGUUUCCUCAGAUGUAAGGAAGGAGGAAGAGCACAAGAAGAACAUAUGGAAAGGCUUCCUCAUUUCGAUCCCUUAUGCUGCCAGUAUUGGUGGAACAGCAACGCUGACAGGAACAGCACCAAAUCUCAUUCUUUCGGGACAGCUCAAGAGCUUUUUUCCAGGGUGUGACGUUGUGAAUUUUGGCUCCUGGUUUGUGUUUGCAUUUCCCUUAAUGUUGCUGUUCCUUUUUCUUGGAUGGCUCUGGAUCUCUUUUCUUUAUGGAUGUAUUAACUUAAGUUGCUGCAGAAAGAAGAAAUCGGAGAUAAGGGCUGAUGCAGAAGACAGAGCCAGGGCAGUAAUAAGGGAUGACUAUCAGAAACUGGGACCAAUAAAGUUUGCUGAACAGGCAGUACUUGUACUUUUCUGCUUAUUUGCCAUCCUGCUCUUCUCCAGGGACCCUAAAUUCAUCACAGGCUGGGCAAGUUUAUUCACACCCGGGUUCGUCACAGAUGCAGUUACUGGAGUCACAAUAGUGACAAUAUUGUUCUUUUUCCCAUCAAAAAAGCCAUCACUUAAAUGGUGGUUUGAUCUGAAAGCACCAAACACAGAGAAUCAGCCCUUGUUAUCUUGGAGAAAAGCCCAAGAAAGUGUACCUUGGAAUAUAAUCCUGUUGCUUGGAGGAGGUUUUGCCAUGGCAAAAGGAUGUGAGGAGUCUGGCUUGUCCACCUGGAUUGGAGGCCGCCUUGACCCCCUAGAGAAUCUCCCUCCUCCUGUGGCUGUUAUUCUGAUUACGGCAGUGAUUGCGUUAUUCACAGAAUUUGCUAGCAACACAGCCACAAUUAUAAUCUUCUUGCCUGUCCUGGCAGAACUGGCUAUUCGUUUGAAAGUGAAUCCUCUCUACUUAAUGAUACCAGGAACCAUAGGAUGCUCAUUUGCUUUUAUGCUUCCAGUCUCCACACCCCCAAAUUCAAUUGCCUUUGCUUCUGGGCACUUAAUGGUCAAAGAUAUGGCAAGGACUGGUCUACUUAUGAAUCUGAUGGGAGUUUUACUUCUGAGCCUGGCUAUCAACACUUGGGCCAUGAGCAUCUUUCAGCUGGGCACCUACCCUGCCUGGGCCAACAUCCAUUCAGAAAAUACCACUACUACCCUGCUGGUGGACGUGCAGAACAUCACCCUAAACUCAAUGAGUAAAUUAUGAACAAAGCAACCUUGUUGUGGGAGGAGCACUCCCUUUAAAUUUGCGGCACUGAAUUAAAUCCACAUCAAGUACAUAUACGCACAGGUGGUGGCACUGUUGAUGCGCACCCAAUACAGGACUGUCAUGUUCUUUUAUGUUUGUUUUUAUAACUAUUGGUGAGUACUCACUGGAUAAUUAUUUUGUGUCUUGGAAGACUUUCUUCACUUCAUGCAAAACCUCACCAAGCACUUCUUAAGUAGGUUUAGUCUUUCAUGGUAUGGGGAAUUAACUGACAGAUCUUUUCCCAUCUUGUAGAAAUAAAGGGAAUUAUUUUCCUUUUUUCACAAAGUGGACUGACUCUCUAGAUGUAGAAGCAUAUGGCCCUCUGAAUGUAAAAGCAUAGAGCAAGUGAAGCAGUGUAUCUUCUUUUGGCCCAGAAAACAUAUUCUUCACCAAACACAGGUGUCCAGAAAAAAAUAAACAGAGACAUCAUCUCAUUGGCCCAGGGUGAUGGCUUCCUGUCUACAUGUGUUGCUCCUUAGCAGAGGCGGGGAACUUUUUUUAAAGACCAUUCCCUCAUGGGCUACCUACCUAGGGCUGCAUGCCAGUGGUAAGUGAGGCCAGAUACAAAAAGUGGGUGGAACAACAUAUGCAAUGCUUAGUAGAGUAGGCUACAUUCCAGCCACGCAAAAGUUUAAACAGGUUCUAUAUGCACAUCUUUUUAUCCUCCAUCCAGGCAAGCAGAGGUAUUAUCACAUUCCAGCGAGGCAGAAGCAUCUGAGGAGGGUAUGGAGCAAGGCUAGUGAGGGGUACAGCUUGGGGAUUGUCCUGGGGGCCAGUUAGAGGUCUGGAGGGCUGCAGGUUCCUUGCUUGUUAGAAUGGAGGAGGGUAGAACACCAAGAAUGUGUUGAUGAGAUUGUAAAUGAGGCUUGCCCUGAAAGAGGGCUUGAGAGUUCAAGAUAUUGAAGAGUUUUCAGAUACAAGGUGGCAGAUGGGGGUGGAUUGCUGUAGUGUAAAUAUAAUAAUCAGAAAAGCAAGGCAUCCAUCCCUCUCUUCAUUGCACUUGGAAUUUACGCACUCCUCAUAAAUCAAAAGAAUAGACUCACUGAGUUCUAGGCAUAACAAAAUAAUCUGAAGAUAGCUAGGGAUUUAUUUGGAAAGUGCAGCAACUGAGCAGACUAUUCAGUUGAAAAAAUGGGAAUUCCUAGUGGUCCAAAGGUUGUGUUUUGCUUUCUUAUGC